CUUAUUCCCCCAAAGAACCGGCCUCCCGGGAAGGACCGCUCUGGCGGAGAAGACUCGAACGGCUCCCACCGCCGGGCGUUGGGGGAAAGCCACAACAAAUCAUCGUCAAUCUGUUCCAUCAUCUCCAGUCUGGCAGCAAAAGGAGUAUCUCAGAAUCUCCGGCCCGUGAAACCGUGAGGGGAUCUGGCCAAGACGUUCUCUUCCUUCUGCCUCCCACCCAGCGGCUCUUCACCUCCACCAUGAGCCUGGACAUCCAGUGUGAGCAGCUGAGUGACGCUAGGUGGGCCGAGCUCCUCCCCCUGCUCCAGCAGUGCCAAGUGGUCAGGCUGGACGACUGUGGCCUCACAGAGGCACGGUGCGGCGACAUCAGCUCGGCACUCCGAGUCAACCCUGCACUGACAGAACUCAGCCUGCGCAGCAAUGAGCUGGGUGAUGCCGGCGUGCACUGCGUGCUCCAGGGCCUGCAGCCCUCCUGCAAGAUCCAGAAGCUGAGCCUCCAGAACUGCUACCUGACGGGGGCCGGCUGCGGGGUCCUGUCCGGCACGCUACGCUCCCUGCCCACGCUUCAGGAGCUGCACCUCAGCGACAACCUCUUGGGGGAUGCGGGCCUGCAGCUGCUCUGCGAGGGACUCCUGGACCCCCAGUGCCGCCUGGAAAAGCUGCAGCUUGAGUAUUGCAACCUCUCGGCUGCCAGCUGCGAGCCCCUGGCCUCCGUGCUCAGGGCCAAGCCGGACUUCAAGGAGCUCACGGUUAGCAACAACGACAUCAAUGAGGCCGGCGUCCGUGUGCUGUGCCAGGGCCUGAAGGAUUCCCCCUGCCAGCUGGAGGCGCUCAAGCUGGAGAGCUGUGGUAUCACGUCAAACAACUGCCGGGACCUGUGCAGCAUCGUGGCCUCCAAGGCCUCGCUGCGGGAGCUGGCCCUGGGCAGCAACAAGCUGGGUGAUGUGGGCAUUGCAGAGCUGUGCCCAGGGCUGCUCCACCCCAGCUCCAGCCUCAGGACCCUGUGGAUCUGGGAGUGUGGCAUCACCGCCAAGAGCUGUGCGGAUCUGUGCCGUGUCCUCAGGACCAAGGAGAGCCUGAAGGAGCUCAGCCUGGCCGGCAACGAGCUGGGGGACGAGGGUGCCCGGCUGCUGUGUGAGACGCUGCUGGAGCCCGGCUGCCAGCUGGAGUCACUGUGGGUGAAGUCCUGCAGCUUCACAGCCGCCUGCUGCUCCCACUUCAGCUCGGUGCUGACCCAGAAUAAGUUUCUCCUGGAGCUGCAGAUAAGCAACAACAGGCUGGGGGACGCGGGCGUGCAGGAACUCUGCAAGGGCUUGGGCCAGCCCGGCUCCGUGCUGCGGGUGCUCUGGCUUGGCGACUGUGAUAUGAGUGACAGCAGCUGCAGCAGCCUUGCCGCGACCCUGUUGGCCAACCAUAGCCUGCGCGAGCUGGACCUCAGCAACAACUGCCUGGGGGACGCGGGCGUCCUGCAGCUGGUGGAGAGUGUCCGGCAGCCGGGCUGCCUCCUGGAGCAGCUGGUCCUGUACGACAUUUACUGGUCCGAGGCGAUGGAGGACCGGCUGCAGGCCCUGGAGGAGGAGAAGCCAUCCCUGAGGGUCAUCUCCUGAGGCGCUUCCUGCCGCUGCUCUCCCUGGACGACCGGCUUCGAGGCACCCCUGGGGCUGACCAGCCCCUGCCACGUCCUCGCCCUGCAUAUCCUAGGUUUGAAGAGAAACGCUCAGAUCCGCUUAUUUUUGCCAGUAUAUUUUGGACACUUUAUAAACCAUUAAAGCACUUUCUUGGCAGGA
Macaca mulatta (Rhesus monkey) is the source of this 1787-nucleotide messenger RNA. Lineage: Eukaryota; Metazoa; Chordata; Mammalia; Primates; Cercopithecidae. The record is from RefSeq and is a predicted model, not a curated record.